This is a messenger RNA of Symbiodinium natans, 711 nucleotides long. The record is from the annotation of a GenBank genome assembly. NCBI's taxonomy places the organism in Eukaryota, Dinophyceae, Suessiales, Symbiodiniaceae.
AUGAUAAAUGAGAACCCUUUCCCAGCCAGGCUACUUGCGGUCCUCCCGUCUGUGCUGCAAUGGCAGGAGAAGCCGCGCUAUGUCGUCCGAACAUAUCCCCAGGGCUUGCUUUUGUGGCCCCUGCUGGAGACAGGAGACAACAGGCUCGUGUUUCAGAAGCCCUUCAAGAAGCUGGUUUGGGGCUUCGUGUUUUCCUUGGAGAAGUGCAAGAUAAAGCUGCUGACACCCUGUGCUCCCAUGGAGGCCGUGCGAGGGCAAAAAGCAGGCAUUCAACUGGUGGGAGGAGCCUGGCAGCCUCUGCUGCAGAAUCUCAUGGACAGUGGCUUCAAAGGCAUGAAUGAGUCGCAGUUGAAGAAGCUGAAUUGUCUGUUGGGGCACGACGAGGCAGAAGCCCAGCAAGAGAACCAGGAAGUCGCGCUGGCUGUGCACUUGCUGGUGAACGAGGAUCCCACAUUGACUGUCCUGGAUAGAAUUGAAGUUCGCAACACAGAGCGUGAUUUCCCUGUGGAAGGCAUGACAGAAGAGCUGGCAGAUGUCAUCAAGGACACUCUUCGAGUCCAGGACCAGGAGAAGAUCAUCAACAACCUGAAGAAAAAGGCGCCUGCGCCGAGCAAGGUGGCCGAGUGGGCCAAGGUAAGCUAUCAGAAGUCCUACGACAAGAUUCCCAUGGAGAAGGUGCAAGCUGCUAUCUUGCAGAAGCAAAAAAAAUAA